This is a messenger RNA of Penicillium griseofulvum, 891 nucleotides long. RefSeq lists its product as uncharacterized. The record is from RefSeq and is a predicted model, not a curated record. Gene Ontology annotation, molecular function: oxidoreductase activity. Lineage: Eukaryota; Fungi; Ascomycota; Eurotiomycetes; Eurotiales; Aspergillaceae. The transcript is spliced from 2 exons. The coding region runs from base 1 to 891 and encodes 296 amino acids.
AUGGCUUCUGCGGCUAUUCAACUUCCCGGUGCCCGUGGCUCUUCGCUCUCAGAGAAGCCCAUCGUCCCUGUCUCCGAGAAACCUCACCAUGUCCAAACUACACUGAACUACUUCAAAGAGAACGAGGACGGUUCUCCCCCGGCACCAUCGUAUGUCGGCAGACCAGAAACUUAUGAUCGACCUGUGUAUCCUCAGUCUUCCACCAUCCACGACAUUAGCGGCCAUGAACUUGACUACAAGCUAGACAGCCAUGGAUUCCAGUUCUACUAUCAUGAAAGCCAAGAGAAGGACUUCUUAGAUGAUGAGAAAAUCAAGACAGCAUACUACGCAGAAACAGAACAGCUGCUAAAAGACGCCACGGGUGCCUCCCGCAUCUUCAUCUUCGACCACACCAUCCGCCGGGCCCAAACUGACAAAUCCUUCGGUUCCCAGCUCCGCGGACCUGUACAGCGCGUACACAUCGAUCAAUCCUACAGCGCGUCCAAGAACAGAGUCUCCUUUCAUCUCCCGGACGAGGCACCCGAGCUUCUAAAGGGCCGAUACCAGAUCAUCAACGUCUGGCGUCCGAUAAAGACUAUCCUGAAGGAUCCAUUGGCCGUGGCGGAUGCAAAAUCAGUCCCGGAUAGUGACCUUGUGCCCAUCGGGCUUAUAUACCCGGACCGGGAGGGUGAGACGUACGCCGUCAAGCCGGAUCCUAAUAUCAAGUGGUAUUAUCGCUAUGGGCAGACUCCGGAUUUGGUGACGCUUAUUAAAUGCUUUGAUUCCAAGGUUGAUGGGAGAGCUCGUCGUGUGCCACAUACUGCUUUUGUUAACCCGGAAACGGAGAAUGAGGCUGGAAGAGAAAGUAUUGAAGUUCGGGCGUUGGUUUUCCACCCUGAUGACCGUGACUAG